GUUAGUUAAGAAUCGAUGUGUUAUUAGUCGUUUUCUCCUUGCCUUUCUUUCGAUUUUCAUAGCUGUGUUGAUCUUUAAUUUUCUUUUAUUGUGUUCUAAAGUUAUUAGAUCAGAGAAAUUUUUAUUUUUUGGUUUAAACUUGAUUAAUGAACACUUUGUAGAGAUGGCAAAAGUGGACGCAUAAAAUAUGACCUGAAUAAGCCACUUUGCUUUUAGUUCUUCUUUUCUGAUUUUCACGUCCUGUUUAAUAGAUUGAAAGUGGAGGUGAUGGAAAAACAAUCUCGUGAAAUGACAAUUUGAAUUCCUUGGUAGAAAUGAAGACCUUCCUUCUGUAGCAUAAUUUUGGAUUCUCAAUUUGCAUCAACACUAUCCUUGGAGGGAACAAAUCUUUGGAAUGACUGAUUUGAACCUUUUUUUAGCUCUUUCAGCCUAACAGAAUGUUAAUGGAGCUUAAGCCAUUGAAAUGGACAUAUUUUCUUUUUUUAAUAAUGAAAUUUCCCUUAUUCUCAUAUUUGUGAAUUUACUGCAACAAAGAGUUGAUUAAAAUCAGAACAAGUGAGUGUGUUGCAAAUAAGUAAAUAAAUGUGAUAUCUUUAUAUCAUAACUACCAUAGAAUACUUGAAUUUUGCAAUUUAGUUGGUGGUAUUAGUAAGGCGCUAUUUGUUUUGUUGUAUUAGAAGUAUAGAGUAAAACAUAUAUAAGAGUUUUAAAUUUUUUGGUGUUUGGUUGGAAGUUAAAAAAUCCAAAGUUUUUCUCUAAUAGAUUUUGAAUGCCUUGUAUUAGAAGUGUAGAGUAAAACAUAUAUAAGUGUUUUACAUUUUUUGGUGCUUGGUUGGAAGUUAAAAAAAUCCAAAGUAUAUCUCUAAGCGCCGACAUCCUUGUGUUAGCUUAAGACCUCCUACCCUUCCUAUGCUCACGAAUUGUGGUGUUACUAUACCUGAUUGGCAUCAUCAAACUCGUUGUGCCCUAGAUCAAUCUAAAAAUAAAGUUGAAAAAAUAUAUAUUCCAUAUAAAAAUAUAUUUUUCCAUUAAAAAUAUACUCUCCAAAAAUAUUGAUUAAAAAAUUCAAAUUUUUUUUUUCUCCAAAUUAACACUAGAAACAAUUAUUUUUUGAAUUUAUUUUACAACCAACCUAACAUUGAAUAUUCAGAGUACAUUGUAUUUAACUUACACUGCAUUUAAAGUAUACAUGUAUUCUAAACACUUGCAAUUAAGCAGUCCCUAACUCUAUUUUUUCACCUUUUUGCUCUUUCCCAAAUCAUGCUAUAACUAGUCUAAAGAGUCAGGAGAGCAUUUGGGGAAUAAUGCAAUACAUUUCUAGUUAUUAUGGAACCUUUGCUUUGUUUUAUCUAUUUCAGAGAACGAAAGAACACACUUUGCUUUAAUUUCAGUUUUAUAAUCCUGUUGGGAUAUGAAUGCUGUUGGUGGCUAGGCGCCAAAAAGGAAACAAAAUUUGAAAAUUAUCCCUUAUUUUUUUUCCUUCUUUUUCUUUUUGGGACUUUUUUCCCUAACCUAGUUAUACCACUCUAUGAAGAGAAUCCAAUGUUGAUCAAGAUAAUGGUGAAUUUUGAGCUUUUAAGUUUGCAGGAAAGGAUGCUUUAUUUACUACAUGAGCAUCUCUGACACCGUCAACAACCAGGGAAACAUCAGCAGCAACAUGUUCUGGUGCUUACCAAGCUGUUCCAUUUUCAUAUGGGGACAAAAAUUUGCAUUCCAUUCAUGAGAAUAUCGAGUAUAAUUCUGGUUUUCGUCCACCAUUCGAAGUGCCUGAAUUCCUCACAAACUGCCUAAUGCUUGGAGCAGAGAUGAAGUAUUACUAAGGUUGCCAUUCAUUGGCACAUGUUUCCUUGUGAUGUGUCAUGAAGUAAGGACUAGGCAGCCUCCUACAGAGAAGUUGCACCAGAUAAUGGCAAGGACUGCAAUAUUUGUUAGUGAUCAUGGUGGGCAAUCAGAGAUUGUCCUGCGGGUUAAACAGGGAAACAACCCAACAUUUGGUUUCUUGAUGCCAGAUCACCAUUUACAUGCCUACUUUCGAUAUCUUGUUGAUCACCCUCAAAUUUUGAAGCAAUAUACUGAUUCUCCAAAAUUGGAGGAAGACAAGUCAAACAAUCAUUCUUCUGAAGUGGGAGCUUUAUCAUUGCUUGGAUCUGUAUAUGGUACUGGAGAUGAUGAUGAUGCCACACUUCGAACUGAGAUUAAAGAAACAGAGAACCAUAAUUUGGCCUCUGAUGGUAAUGCAACAGUUCCAACAGAAAAUGGUGAGGCCCCUAGAGCAUUUUUAGGAAAUGAAGGACCAAUCAAAUUGCCAUCUUCUACUUGCACCAAGGAAAAGCCUUUGUCAGUUAAGAAAAUAUCUUCUGGAAAUGCGACUACUAUUGCUAUGAGCAGGAAGACAGGAGAUGGUGGUCUUUCACUUGUAAAAGAACUUGCACAAAGCUCUCACAAAGGCACUGCUGAUCUGAAGUCAUCAAUACUGGAGCCUCCAUCUUUUCUGAAAAGGACUAUAGAAAAAAUAGUUGAAUUUAUUGUUAGGAAUGGUAAGCAAUUUGAAGCAAUACUCAUUGAGCAGGAUAGGAAUUUUGGAAGAUUUCCAUUUCUUAUUUCAACCAACCAAUACUACUCAUACUACCAAAAGAUAUUUGAAGAAGCUCAUGAGAUGAAGAUGCAAGGUAAAAACCUUUUUGAUGAGAAAAAUGAUGCAGAGCACCAUAGAGGGAACAAGAAAAAGAGCGAAAAUCUUGGAAAGGAUGCUAAGAUAAAUGGUCGUAACUUGGAUGAGCUUUCAGAUGGGGCAUAUUAUGACCCUCAAAGGAAGGAGAAAUUCAAGAUGGUUUUAGGUGGGCAGAAGAAAGAUUCACAGGAUCAACAACCCAAAGCUACCAAGCAUUCUGGAUUAAGUGCAGAUGAAGCUGCUGCCAUCGUUCUAGCAGCAACAAGAGGUGUAAGUCCUGCAAAUACCCUUCGCAAGAAGUCACCCGAUGAUGGCGGAAGACACUCAUCUAAAAACUCUGGAGCUACUGCAGAUGAAGCUGCUGCUAUUGUUAUGGCUGCAACAAGAGGCAGGAGCCCUGCUUGUGCACCACAAAACAUGCCUAGAGAUAACAGUCGAACCUCUAGUUCUGGCAGUUUACAGGGUAUUAAACCUUUUUCGAAGUUUGCUUCCAAUGGCAUUUCAAGUAUAUCAGUGUCAGCUGGGUUAUCAGAAUCUACUACCCAAUCAGAUAAGAAGAGUUAUCAAACCACAAGCAGUGAUGUAACAGUUGCUACAGUUAUUGCCAAAACUGUAGCCCUUGCAGCAUCGAGGGAAGCUGAUUCUGCUGAAGCCGCCAUGACAAAGGAGCAAAAGCUCAAGGCUGAGAGGUUGAGGCGAGCAAAAAUGUUCGCAGCUGUGAUAAAGAGUGGCAAUAAUUGUUUAGGUGAACUCGUGAACUCAGGUAGCAACCGCAGUGGAAGUAUGGAACCUUCUACUGGUGGCUCCAUGCAUAUGGACACUGAUUCUAAGUCUCUAGGCAGAGAAAGAGAAGGAAGCUCAGUGCCCUUUGAUACCGAGACCUUAGGUAGGGAACAUGAAUCUAGGAAGAGACACCAUUCAAGAUAUAGAGGUCAUAAUGAUGAUUCUGACUCUGAUGAAGAUCGAAAACACACCAGGAAGAAGCACCACUCGAAAGAAAAAGAGGCAAGAAAUCGUCAUAAGCACUACAGCUCUUCAGAAGAUGAACGCAGGCACAAAAGGAGUUCUGAGCAUCAUCGUCGUCAUCGGAUUCAUCAUGAUCACUCAUCAGAUGAUGAGGAUCUGCGCCAAAGGAAGCAUCAUUCGCAUUCGAAUAGAAAGCGAGAGAGCGAAGAUAAAGACACUUUGAAGUCCAUAGAUAAUUCUGAAGCACCAUCAGUUAGCUUUACAGGCGUUUCUAUCAGUGCAGACCAAGCAGCAUCCGAUGGGAAACAACCUUCUGAUGCUACUGAGAUUCCUAAUGAUCUUAGGGCAAAAAUCCGAGCUAUGCUGCUGGAGAACUUGUAGUGCUCCUUUGUUAUAAUUGUAAAACAUUUUCAGCUCUCUGGAAUGCUUGAUUUGAGCUGGCCAGUUGCAUGGAGCCUUCAAAAUGCUUUCGCGUUAGGCUGUUCAGCAGAAUAAGCUCUAAGGACUGCCAAAUUGUGCUUCAUGAUUUUAUCAUUUUUAUAAUUCUUUCAGACCUCCAGGAUAUUCAACAUGGGGACCUUUUUCUUCUCACUGGAUCAAGAUGCGCUAAGAGUGAGUAAGACGGACUUCUCUUUAGUACUCUCAAGAGCAUGAAAUCUUUUCUGUAUAGAAAGGCAUCUAUGUUGAUUUGCAGUGACAAUUAUGUGCGAUAUUAUUGCAUUUACCUUGUUGAGUUUGCUAGUUUAUUCUUUUGUAUGUGACUUAGUUUUUGUAUUUUUAAAUGCAUGUCUCAUCAUUUCUGGAGUGUCUGGGUGGUACUUGCGGAGACCGGACGUAGAGAUACGUUUGCACAUUAACUUAAAAUAUGACACGUUGAGUGCA
Molecule: messenger RNA, 4519 nt
Organism: Dendrobium catenatum
Lineage: Eukaryota; Viridiplantae; Streptophyta; Magnoliopsida; Asparagales; Orchidaceae
Product: protein suppressor of white apricot
Exons: 5
Coding region: 1853-4018 (721 amino acids)
Biological process (GO): RNA processing; mRNA 5'-splice site recognition
Molecular function (GO): RNA binding
Source: RefSeq, a predicted model, not a curated record